This is a messenger RNA of Electrophorus electricus (electric eel), 612 nucleotides long. It is a transcript of the gene guca1c, whose product is annotated as guanylate cyclase activator 1C. Gene Ontology annotation, molecular function: calcium ion binding; calcium sensitive guanylate cyclase activator activity. Lineage: Eukaryota; Metazoa; Chordata; Actinopteri; Gymnotiformes; Gymnotidae. The record is from RefSeq and is a predicted model, not a curated record.
AUGGGAGCCCACGGCUCUAACCUGGAUGACAUCCUGGCUGAGGACAUGCACUACUGGUAUAACAAGUUCAUGCGGGAGUCGCCAUCAGGACUAAUCACGCUGUUUGAGCUGAAGAACAUACUGCAAAUGCAAGGCAUGACUGAGGAGGCCAGCAGCUAUGUGGACCAGGUCUUCUGCACCUUCGACAUGGACGGGGAUGGGUAUAUAGAUUUUGUGGAGUACAUAGCAGCAGUGAGUCUGCUACUGAAAAGGGAGAUAAACCAGAAACUAAAGUGGUAUUUCAAACUCUUUGACCAAGAUGGAAAUGGAAAGAUCGAUAAAGAGGAGAUGGAGACUAUAUUUAAGGCCAUCCAGGACAUUACCCAUAGCUAUGACCACGUCCCUCCAGAGGAGAUCGUCACGCUGAUUUAUGAAAGGAUUGAUGUCAACAAUGAAGGUGAGCUGACUCUGGAAGAGUUCAUCACUGGAGCCAGAGAGCACCCUGACAUCAUGGAGAUGCUCACCAAGAUGAUGGACCUCACCCAUGUCUUGGAGAUAAUAGUCAAAGGGCAAAGCCAGCCACACCAUGACAGAACCACGCCCAGCUGUGGACACGAGGCCUGUGUAGAGUGA